Metarhizium album ARSEF 1941 is the source of this 474-nucleotide messenger RNA. RefSeq names its product allergen Ale o 13. Gene Ontology annotation, cellular component: cytosol; nucleus. Lineage: Eukaryota; Fungi; Ascomycota; Sordariomycetes; Hypocreales; Clavicipitaceae. The transcript has a single exon. Gene Ontology annotation, biological process: fatty acid transport. The record is from RefSeq and is a predicted model, not a curated record. Bases 1 to 474 code for a protein of 157 amino acids. Gene Ontology annotation, molecular function: fatty acid binding.
AUGACGGACGUCUUCAGUGGAAGAUACAAGCUGAGCGAAAGCACUAAUUUCGACGAGUUCCUCACAGAGCUAGGUAGAUCCGUCAUGAUUGCAUCACAGGCCAAUGUCAUAGUCCGUAUCGUGACUUACUCCAACCUAGGCGUCGGCAGGGGAAAACACCAGCUGGACAAAUCCGCGUCUCCAGAAAUCGAGAUACAAAGGAACGGAGAUGAGUGGCACGUCAGGAGUACAGCUGGGCCGGAAAGUUCCGACUUUUCAUUCAAGCUGGGCAAGGAGUUUGAGGAGAUGCGCCAGGAUCAGGCCAAGGUCCGCAGCGUGGUGAUCCAGGACGGCAACAAGUGGACGCAGACGCAGACGCCGAUAGAUGGCACCAAGAUUGUCACCAUUGUCCGUGAGUUCAAGGAUGCGGAGAUGACGACCAGUGCCACUGUUGGUUCCGUCACUUCUGUUCGCCAUUUUGAUCGUAUCGGGUAG